Pseudozyma flocculosa PF-1 is the source of this 666-nucleotide messenger RNA. RefSeq lists its product as uncharacterized. The record is from RefSeq and is a predicted model, not a curated record. The transcript is spliced from 2 exons. Bases 1 to 666 code for a protein of 221 amino acids. Lineage: Eukaryota; Fungi; Basidiomycota; Ustilaginomycetes; Ustilaginales; Ustilaginaceae.
AUGAUCCCCCUCUUCCAGUCGAUACGCGGACGCAGGCUGGCCACCUCGACCUUUUUCCUGGCCACAUUCUGCGCCUCGAUCCUCACCGUCAGCGUCUCGGCGUCCAACAUCCUCCCCUGCCCCGCACCCCGUCGCUCCAUCGCCGACGGAGAGCCAUUGACAGAGGAGGCCGAAGACGGCGAUGCCGACUCGAUGCCAAUGAAGGGUCUCGGUCAGCGCGUCCUCUUGACGCGCAAGGGAGGAGUGCGCAACCUGGCCACAUUUGUCGGCGUCCAUCGGCCAUCGGUGGCGCAGCUUCACCCCAAGACAAGCGCCCUCGACGGGCAACACUCCAGCGCCAUGCCGUUCCUCACAAGGCCUGCGGUGCAGAAUCACGCCGGCACCACCCCUCGCCGAUCAGCAGCUUCGAUGCAGUGGACGCGGCGCUUCCGGCGACCCUUCGAGCCAACAGGUCGACCGCAGCUGUCAGCACGGCACAAUACCGCUCGGGCCCUCUACCCUUCGUCAAGUCGCAUCGACCCGCCUCUCGGCGCCGACCAGCUCGAGAUGGCCCAUCGCUCGAAUCCCCGGGAGCUCAGCGCUAACGACACACCGCCGCCCGACGUCCAGGCACUCGGCACCCGUCGAGCAACGGCUUCCGAUCGCUGUCGAGUCAGCCCCCAGUAG